UUUCAGUAGCUCUUCACUGGAGUUCGCGUCCUCGUUGUUUACUCGCUGCAUCCCUCCGCAAUGAGCAAGUGAAAAAUAUCGUAUGAAAGUUUAUCGGCGGGCAUGACCGUUUUUUAAACGGUCAGUCGCACAGUGGGCUCGCUUAGCCUUGCGUUUCGAAAAAUUCCACGGAAAUCGAAAGCACUGCGUUCGUCGCGUUUCGAAAAGAUGUUUUCGUACAAGCUAAAAUGCGUUUGUAUCAAGAUCAUUUUCGUGUUUUGUACAUUGUAUGUGAUAGAGUGCCACAGUGUACCGUGCACAUUCAACACAAUGUGCAUGUGUUGGGUGCAAGACGACCACGAGUACACAAAAAUGGAUAUCAGUUGUAUGGGAACACCAUUCGCCAGAUUUCCUGAUGUAUCCGUGAGUUACGUGGCUCAACUGGAUGUAAUCGGUUCCGGAAUGCAGGCGUUGGAUAACGAUGCGCUCACAAGUUCAGAGGACGUCGAAGCCUUGGGGUUGAUGAGCAAUCGGUUAUCCAAUAUCGGCGAAAAGUCGUUUUCAGGUAUCGCGGACAGUUUGCGUUCGCUGGAUCUCAGUUACAAUGCCCUGGAGGACGUACCUUUCAAGGCCUUCCACGACUUGAGAAAAUUGAACUGGCUGAACAUGCACAGCAAUCAUCUAACGUCACUAGACGGCGACUGGGGUCACACGAAGGAAACAUUAACAAACGCGUUCUUCGGGGACAACUCGAUCAUCCAAAUCCCGAAGAUAUUCUCCACAUUCGAGUCCUUGGUUUGGCUGAACCUCGACAACAACAACAUCGAGGACAUAUCAGAGAACAGCCUGCCGCCCAAAACGCACACGCUUAGCUUGAACAGCAAUCUUCUGAAACGCUUUCCGUCUUCGUUGAAAACUUUAAAGGACCUCACAUGGCUGUACCUUAGAGGCAAUGAUUUCAAAAGCCUCGAAUUGCCGGACUUUCAGAGCUCAAACCUGGAACAAGUCGACGUCAGCGAGAACUGCAUCGAAUGGAUUCGCGUGCCCAACGCGACGAAUCGCACUUUGAGGAUCAAAGACUUCAACUUGGACAGUAACAAGCUAUCGUCUUUGCCUGCUGGAAUCUUCGAUCAUGUUGAUAUCAAAAGGAUCCAUUUGUCUUCGAAUUUACUAAAGAACGUGGAUGACGAUGCUUUCCGAGGACUCGAGGAUACCCUAGAGUAUUUGAACCUGGAGAACAAUGACCUGCCAAAUGUUCCUAUCGCUGUUAGUCAGCUGAGGAAAUUGUCGUAUCUGUACCUUGCCAAUAACGACAUCAGAAAUAUCUCCAGCGACGCAUUUCAGGAAUUUGCGGAGAAUUUGCGAGCCCUUUCCCUGGCUACCAAUAACUUGGAUACUGUUCCUGUUUCAGCUUUGUACAGAUGUCAGAGGCUAUUGCACUUAAAUCUUGGUUAUAACAAGAUCUCUUACGUACAACCUGGAGACUUCGACUGGGCGGAGGAUCUUGAAAUUCUGUUGCUUAGGAAUAAUAUCCUGACGAAAUUGAGCAAAGAAACUUUUAAAGGAGCAAAUAAUCUAAAAGAACUAAGCUUGUCUUUCAAUCAUCUAACCGAACUGGACGAUGACUGUUUCAUCGGCAUCGAGGAGAGCCUCGGCAUUCUCGAAUUAAGUUUCGCUUUUGCAACCGACGUUUUCCCUCAACGGGCCCUCAGACCGUUGUCAAAUUUACUUUGGUUGGUUUUGGACAACAACAAUUUUCAAACAAUAGAAGCUACCGCGUUCUAUUCCUUCCAAGAGUUGCGAUACAUUAAUCUGGAAUCAAAUCGACUUCACUAUCUACCAGAAAGAAUAUUUCUGUCCAGCGUUCAUCCAGAACUGAGGGACGUGAAGCUUGGCUACAAUUUUCUGGAAGCAAUACCAGAAUUCAGUUUCCACAAUCUGACCGAGUUGAGAUCGUUGGAUCUAACAGGGAACCGGAUAAAAGUGCUCACGUCCGAGUCGAUCAUCGAUUGCCCGAAACUGGUCACGAUCUCGUUGGCCUACAACAGAAUAUUUAAGAUGGAGAGGAACGCGUUCUACGGUCUGCCCAGUUUGCGUUUCCUUCAUCUCGAGUUCAAUAAGCUGACUAGCUUGGAUCUAGAAGCGAUCUCAGAGAUUGGAGGGCCAGAUUUCGCGUUGAAUGUCUCCUAUAACGCGAUCUCGAUCAUACAUUCAGCAGGAUCGAUGAAUAACUUAACGAGAUUAGACUUAGGCUUCAAUAACAUUAGCUACUUGCCUGCUGAUACUUUUACUAACACGCCGGAUUUGAGAAGCUUGGACUUGAGAAGCAACCUGCUGACUAUUCUUGAACCAGGUACCUUUGAGCUACGCCAUUUGGAAACGUUGAAUUUACAAGACAACAAAAUAGAGAGCUUACGAAAGCAAUCCUUCCACGGCUUAGACCUGCUGCAGCAGUUAGAUUUAAGUGGCAAUCAGCUCAGUCAACUAUCUGCCGAGCAAUUCCGAAAUUUGAAUAACCUUCGAAUCUUGAAUCUAGCUGGGAAUAGAAUAAGAUCAUUGCCUAAAGACGUUUUCGAAGGAACCAAAUUGGAAAUUCUCGAUUUGAGCAACAAUAAAUUCACCGUGGUUCCUUCGUCGUCUUUCUUGGAGAUAGGUUACACUUUGAGGGACCUCGAUAUGGCGGACAAUUACCUGGACCACCUCGACUCCACCGCUUUUCCGACUUCGCAACUGGUCUCAUUGAAUUUGGCGCACAACAGAUUGACGAUACUUCCAGACAACUCUUUCGUUUCUCUUGGAAAGCUUUUAAGGUUGAACAUUUCCAACAGCGCUCUUCAAGCGAACUUUAAGGAGCUUUUUCACUAUCUGCCCGGUCUUAGGCAACUUUUCAUGGCGAACUGUGGCCUCAGAGACGUUCCUCUUCUUCCUUUGAUUAAUUUGAACGUGUUGGAUUUGUCUUUCAAUCACAUAGACUCGACGCCUGAUAAACAGUUUCAAUAUUUGAAAAGUUUGAAGGUUCUUUUCCUGCUGAACAAUUCGCUGACCUCCAUGCCAAAUGUGAAAUUGAAUCUAUUGAGGGAGUUGGACGUUUCUGGAAAUCCUAUAGAGGAACUAACAAAGGAGAGCUUCAUGGGUUAUCCUAGGCUGGAGGAUCUGAAGCUAAGAAGUCUGAAUAGAACUAGAUCGGUGGACAAAGAUUGCCUUCGUGUUCUGAAAUACUUGAAGCACCUUUGCAUUCAGACCUGGCCUGAAGCGGAGGGCUUUCAUCUUCGCCAUUUGUUAACCGGAUUGCCAUUGAGAACCGUCGAGAUACAAGUCACAGAACAUUUAUUGAAGCACCAGAUACAGAACGUUUUCUCGAAGCAGCUCAGAGAGCUGACUAUUUCUGGCAGCGAUCUCGAGGCGAUUUCUUCGGAAGCGUUCUCCACUAUCGAAGGUGGCGAACUGAUACUGCGGAUAAAAGACACUCGCGUUCGCAGAUUACAAUCGGACAUGUUUCUUUCUUUAACGAAAAGAUUGUCCCAAUUGACGUUGGACCUGAGGAACAAUCACAUAAACGAACUGAGCCCGUCGGUUAUUUACGGGAACCUCUCGUGGGAAAGCGUUGGGACCAAUAUGGUUGCCGGAGGAUUACAAGUAUCAGGAAACCCUCUGGAAUGCGACUGCGAAAUUGCCUGGCUCAGUUUAUGGUUGCGAAGAUGGCUGAGGGAGUCCCGACAAAUUCACACGGCUUCGCAGUCAGACGCUAGGCAACUGAGAAUGAUUGCUGGCAGAGCGGUCUGCACCGAGACGACGCCAUCUUACUCAUCGGACAAAGUUUUAUUAACGUUAGGAACUCCGCACACCGCUUGCCAAGCUUCCGCCCUUAGCUCCGGCAAUUACGAGAGGCUCGCUACCACUUGGCUAGCUAUAGUCGAAGUGGUCCUUCUGACAGUAAUAGUCAAUUGAAUUCGGUACUCAUCGAACUAGCCUAGAAAAACCGGUUUGACGCCAUUUUGUCGACGCGUUUAGAAGAGAGAAGAACGUGUCUGCAAGUAGAAGCUGCCGAGGUUUAUCGAUAUUUUUGUAAAUUUCCCACGACCGACCGUUUUUACAUGACUAUACAGGGUGUCUGUUCUCAAAUAAUCCACACAAACAAUUAUCUUCGUGAAUUUCGAGUUACGAUGAUAGAAAAUAACAUUACAUGCAAUUUGAACGUAUUGAAAGAUGUAUAUACAUUACAUAUGAUAUUUUGUUCAAUUUUUGGAACCGUUAUUAUUUCGUUUGAAUAUUAUGAUUGGCGUUAAAAUGUGCGUAAAAUUGAAUUAGAAAUUGACGUCCAUCGAGAUCUAAUGAAAUACUAUGAAAACAUCUAUUCGAGUUGUAUGUGAGGUUGGAGAAUACGUUUAGGUGGCUUAAUUUAGACGGAACACCUUGUACAUGUGUAUAUAUUUUGUAAAAUAGUUAACAUUGUUUACUUACCGUUAUUUUAUACCAAAAUCUUUUCUUUCCGAUUCACACCUGCAGUAGUUUCGACGAAUUUUCAAAUCAUCCUCUUCGAUCAUGAUAAACAAUCGAUUCAUUUUCAUUCGAAAUUCGCAAGCGUUUUUGCAAGAAAACGAUGAAUCUAGCAAAUGAAUGAACACGGGAUGUAAUUUUCACUCGUAACAACACAUUUAAUACUGUCCGCAUCGUUUUCGUAGUGGAUAAAAUAUUUCAAACCGAUGAAAAUUUUUCUACCGCAGAAUUUUAUAUCGAAACUGUAACACAUAGAUCAGCUGGACCUCGACGUUGUACUGUAUACCAUGUUAGGCACUCUAUAUUUUCAGUAGAUCGUUGAAUGAUACACAUUAUGCAUCGAGAAUUGAUCGACCAUUUGUCAUUUUCAAUCCCUCGCUCUCGCGCCACCGAAGGGAAUCAAAUGUUACUCGGACAUUGUUCGCAACGGAUUGACGAAUAAUACGCAUUGGAUCUACACACGGAUCUCCGUAGAACAAUAGUUUUGCUUAUCGGGCCUAUGACCUGUAUCACGGACACGACAAAACCAUAAAAUGAAAUACACUGUACAAUUAUUCCGAAAUCACUGUUUUUCCAUCGAAUUUGAAAAGAGAAGAAACAGAAAUAUAUGGAGACGAGCUUACACCAAAUAUUCGUAUAAUACAUAGAAUUGUGAACAAUAAAAGUCAUGGUUUUUUGUAUGUACCGUUAUAAAAUAAAAUAAAAUAAAAUAAAAUAAAAUAAAAUAAAAUAAAAUAAAAUAAAAUAAAAUAAAAUAAAAUAAAAUAAAAUAAAAUAAAAUAAAAUAAAAUAAAAUAAAAUAAAAUAAAAUAAAAUAGAGAAUAGAAUAAAAUAGAAUAGAAUAGAAUAGAAUAAAAUAAAAAUAAAAUUAGAAUAAAAUAAAAGAAAGAACUAUGCUUAAACGCUACGCAUGUUUUCCUCGCUAUCACUCUAACAAAUCAACAAAACGAGGUUCAAAAUUCAACUUUUUCCGAUCCGUUCGAGGAAUCUCAUUUUAUUUACACAAAGAAGAGGGAAAAAAAGUUGUCAUGGUGGUUUCGGGGGAUAGUUGUGCGUUUUAUACAAAUGACAAAAGAAAGGCAAAGAGUACUCGCGUAAAGGGGAUACAGGGUAAAAGAAAGAAACAAUAAGGGGCAAAUGGAACAAAACAGAAACAAAAAGACAGUAGAAUUGGUAUCGGCGAAUAGAAAAUUUUUUUAGCGACACGUCAAUAUGAUGGAUUGCACAUUUUGUCCAACUGAUCAUGGAUAUUCGCGAUUUUCCUACGCGUUUUAUGAUAUCAGGUUGUCUCAUAAGUAACGUCGUCCUCUUAUCUUACCGUGUAAGGUACUUUUCAAUGCCAUUUCGUAAAUGGCGCUAAGCAAUUCAUCAAAAAAUAAAGAGAAACGAUGGUGGAUACGUCGAGGAUUAAAAAAAGACACGCAAGUAUCAAUGUUUUACACUAGAAGUCAGCGUAAAGUAACACAUUACUUAGGGGAUAACCUGAAAAACCGCGAAGAUCAGGAUAUUCCCUUCGCUAUUUGUUCAUCUUUUCUUUUUUUUCUUCUUUCUCUCGAGCUUCUCUUUAUACAGGCGGCGCUUGCGUGUGUUGCAAACAACCCUCGACGUUCUCGGGCCAAUCGCAGACGUUCUCGUUCGGGUUGAAGACCAGAUUGACCGGGCACGGCAUGUGAUGCUUCCUUUCUCCCUCGCACAUGUAAUACAUCGUGCAGUCGUUCUUAUCCGGGUGAUAAGAUAUGUGGUUGUCCUCCUCGUCGCACGUCACUUCGUUCGCUGCGAGAAGUUUUAUCGUUGUUUAGCGAUCACGAAAAUGAUUCGGAUGUUACGAUAAAAAGCAACAAGCUGUGGUGUCCGAGUGGUUAAGGAGUCAGACUCGAAAUCUGAUGGGCUAUGCCCGCACAGGUUCGAAUCCUGUCC
Molecule: messenger RNA, 6393 nt
Organism: Nomia melanderi (Alkali bee)
Lineage: Eukaryota; Metazoa; Arthropoda; Insecta; Hymenoptera; Halictidae
Cellular component (GO): plasma membrane
Molecular function (GO): protein binding
Source: RefSeq, a predicted model, not a curated record